Molecule: messenger RNA, 2248 nt
Organism: Chenopodium quinoa (quinoa)
Lineage: Eukaryota; Viridiplantae; Streptophyta; Magnoliopsida; Caryophyllales; Amaranthaceae
Product: cationic amino acid transporter 7, chloroplastic-like
Exons: 5
Coding region: 219-1970 (583 amino acids)
Biological process (GO): transmembrane transport; amino acid transport
Cellular component (GO): plasma membrane
Molecular function (GO): amino acid transmembrane transporter activity
Source: RefSeq, a predicted model, not a curated record
AUUCUUAAUUUCAACAUUUGUUUUUUCCUUUAUAUUUUCACUACUCCUUAAUCUAUUUUAACUAAUUAGCAGCAACUUUUCCACUUCCCAACUCCACCAUUUCCGUCCCUUCUUCCUCUCCACUCUCAAAACAAGCAACCUCCCUUCCAAAUACCCAAAAACAGAGUCAUCUCAUCUCCCCUUCAAAUCUUCAAUACAAGUUUCCAAAUACAACAACAAUGGCACAAUCUAUAGAAUCGUCUUCCUCAUCAUUCUCCACCAUCUCUGCUUACUUCCGGGCCCUGAGUCAAACCCCGCAACGCCUCGCUCGCCGAGCCAUUUCCGUCUCCACCCCUUUCGAGGAGCUCAGCCAUGUCCGAGCCCGCUCCGGGCCCGACAUGCGACGAUCCCUCCGUUGGUACGACCUCGUUGCCCUCGGCAUCGGCGGUAUGGUCGGCGCUGGCAUCUUCGUCACCGCCGGUAAAGCCUCUCAUUCUUACGCUGGCCCUGCCGUCGUCCUUUCCUACGCCAUUGCCGGCCUUUGCGCUCUUCUCUCCGCCUUCUGCUACACCGAGUUCGCCGUUGAUAUCCCCCUUGCCGGCGGCGCCUUCACCUAUCUCCGCGUCACCUUCGGGGAAUUUGCUGCAUUUUUAACUGGAGCAAAUUUAGUGUUGGAUUAUGUACUAUCCAAUGCCGCCGUUGCUAGAAGUUUCACCGCUUACUUCGGCACCGCAAUCGGUAUCUCCACCUCUAAAUGGAGGUUUACUCUCUCUCUCCUUCCUAAAGGCUUCAAUGAAAUCGACGUCAUUGCCGUCCUCGUCGUUCUCAUCAUCACCAUCAUCAUUUGUUAUAGUACAAGGGAGAGUUCAGUAGUGAACAUGCUUCUAACAGCACUACAUUUGAUAUUCAUUGGAUUCAUAAUAGUGUUGGGAUACACAAAAGGAGAUGUAAAGAAUUUCACGAAACCAGAAAACCCGAAUAACCCGGGUGGGUUUUUUCCAUACGGGUUAACCGGAGUAUUUAAUGGAGCAGCAUUGGUUUACUUGAGUUACAUUGGAUACGACGCCGUUUCGACAAUGGCUGAGGAAGUUCAUAACCCGGUUAAAGAUAUUCCAAUUGGAGUUUCGGGUUCGGUUAUUAUCGUCACUGUUCUAUACUGCUUGAUGUCUAUUUCCAUGUCCAUGCUCCUUCCAUACGACGCCAUAGACCCAGAAGCAGCAUUUACAGGGGCAUUCAAGGGAGAAAAAGGAUUGGAAUGGGUGUCAAAAGUGAUAGGAAGUGGGGCAAGUUUUGGGAUAUUGACAUCAUUAAUGGUGUCGAUGUUGGGACAAGCUCGUUACAUGUGUGUGAUCGGACGGUCAAACGUAGUUCCAUCUUGGUUUGCUAGGGUCCACCCGAGGACAUCUACACCCGUCAACGCUUCCGCUUUUCUCGGAAUUUUGACAGCAGCCAUUGCAAUGUUCACUGAUCUUGAUAUUCUUCUCAACCUAGUAUCAAUUGGCACGCUCUUUGUCUUCUACAUGGUCGCGAAUGCUGUAGUUUAUCGACGAUAUGUAGCUAUAGGAACGACAAAUCCGUGGCCUACAUUGUCGUUCCUUUGCUCUUUUUCAGUCACCUCUAUUCUGUUCACACUAAUAUGGCAUUUUGUACCAUCUGGUAGACUUCAAGAUAUAAUGCUCGGCGUAUGUGCCAUCAUUGCCAUAGCGCUCUUGCAGUUAUUUCAGUGGCUCGUUCCUCAGGCACGUAAACCUGAGUUUUGGGGUGUUCCUUUGAUGCCAUGGCUACCAUCAAUGUCUAUAUUCCUCAACAUUUUCUUGUUGGGCUCACUCGAUGGACCGUCGUUUAUUCGAUUUGUAUUUUUCUCUGUUCUUGCUACUGUUGUAUAUGUAUUGUACAGUGUCCAUGCUAGCUUUGAUGCAGAGAAAAAGGGGUGUUUAAGCACAAAGAACGACAGAAUGGUCUUAAAGCAACAAGAAAUGGGUGGUGUUUGAGUUCCUAUAUGAAAUUAUCAUUUAGUCUUAGCUAGUACUACGUAUAAAGUUCUUUGUAACAUUCCUUAUCUAUCCUCUUAUAAUUGUCUUUUGACAUUGUUAUUACUUAGCUUACUCUCAUGUACAAGUCAAAAGAAUUCAGUAGAGGGAAUUUUGUUAAAAAGUGAAAUAUAAGGAAUGAGAUGAGAAUUGUGCGUCGUUUAGAAUUAGUAAUCACAUUGUCUCACUUUCGAACUAGAAUUUUGUGUUUUGACUAAAAUAUGUUUAAUAACAAGUUU